AUGUCGGCUCCCGCGAAUCUCCAAUUCCCUCCCCCACACCAGACCCCAGAUACCACGGACACAGACUUCAUCACCGUGGCCUCAGGAAACACAGAAGCUCUCCUGAGUGAGGUCGUUAAUCACAGAGACAUUGGUGAAUUCCUACGUGCCGAUUUCCGCCUCCCCAUACACUGCACCAGCCCAGACAAUCCCCAUUGCCUCAGGUACGAGUUUGACGUCGACGGCGUCGUGAUACAGGUGCGUCACAUGAGAGGCAUAGUCGCAGACGUCGGUUAUUUGAACCUGCCCCGUAUGGAUCCCGGUAGCCUCAAAAGGCAGUACAGCUACCUCAAAAAACACGUGUCCCUGCCGCGCUGCAGCCCGGAAGGCUUGGCGGCACUCAAAAACUGCCUGGGUCAGAGAAUAGCAAACGUGGCAGGGGGCUACGUCCUGACGCUCUGCGCUGUCCCCAGCAGCCUGACGAACCCGGACCUCAGGCUGAAAACCCCACGGUUGUAUGGCACCCUCGCGGCUGAGCUGUUGAAGGAGGUGAGGGAAGGGUUCGGCCGGCUCCUCGACGACCUGCCACAGGAGGACAUGUGCCGCCCCACUGUCCAGAAACAGGGUCCUGCGGCUCGGCGACUUCGAGGCAGUGCGGGCGUGGGCAGAUACGACCCCUCGUGGAAAGCAUUCCAGGCGGAGCUGGCUCUGGAAGAGCUCUUCUUUGGGCACCCACUGUCAUCACUCGACAACACCCUGAGUGCCAGCCUGGGAACCAGCACGGUGAGUGAACGCAGCGCCACCCACGAGAGGGGGUUCAUCGGGCUGGCCCCCCACAACAGCGCCAGCCUGGAGGAAUCGCCACCACCCCUCCACCACUGGACCAGGGACCCACUGCAAGUCACACGCAUCGAAAGGCUGUGGGCACUCUGUCAGUGUUUGGAAGCUGGACCGGCCGUGCUCGGGGCUGCCCUGAUAAGGGUCUUGCUGGGGGACCUGUACCAGCGGAACGAUCGGCUUCCCUGGACGUCCCUAAAGUCAGACACGCCCCCUGGCAGGCUGACGGGGGCGACGGACGUGAAGAAACUCGCUGCCGACCUCGCCACCAAGGAAAGCUUCCCCGUCCCUCACACAUUCAGCAGGGCGCGCACCCUGGUGAGAGACGCAGGCCAGGAUGUGGAGGACUGCCUCGUCCGAGGCUUCACGGCAGAGGGCAUCAUCUUCUUCCCAGCCUUCAAGUUUACAGACCUCCGGAGUACCAGAAGGAUCUGGUGGAACUUUAAGGACUGGGUGCAGGUCAGCCACGGGGACCAAUCCGUCCUGCAGAUGUCCGACGUGGCCUCAAAGAGUCUCCAGGUCAUGUGUGAGAUUGAAAGGCGCUCCCUCUGCUUUUCCAAACACAUGGAGGUGUACAGAGAGCACGGCAUGCCCUGGAUGGCGACAGCCUUGCAGAGGCUCCCGCAGGCGAUGAAGGGAGGUUUGCUCCUCAACACGCUGACCUUCGUCUCCUGUGUGGCCCUGGUCCAGAAUGGCGCCUACGUCGACUUCACGCACCUGAAAGACCUUUGCCAAGAAAUGAGCUUGGGGGGCGUGUCACAGGCCAGACUGCAGCAGCUUCUGAUCCAGGGGAAAUUCAUCCUGGACAAAGUGAGGAAUCUGAGGAUUUGGAGCCUGCAUCCCACCGUCCCCUACAAGUUGCAGAAACAAGGGAUCGCCAUCCCAUCCCUGCGACCGCCGCCGCCCAGCGCGGAGAAGGAGUGUGUGCAGCCCCCGGAAGACGUCCAAGCUGUCGACGACCAGGACGAGCUCAGGCCCCCCGUGGUGUCAGCAGCCAUGUGCUUGCCGGCCAACUCUAGCAUUAGGUGGGGCAUGGACGAGGAGUCCAUCAUUCCAAAACAAUCACAGGUUACACACCAAGUGGCAUACAAGGACUACCUGCAAGCUUGCAGAAAGAGAAAGUUGCCGACGAGAUCAUUUGUGGCGUUCAAGCGCAAGAGACAGCGCUUAAUGGCAUGACAUGGUUGUGCCGUUGCAAUGUCUGUCAAUUUCUGUUUGUGAGUGCACAUAGUUUAUUGAAGAAAGUAAAGAUAAAGAAGACCUGUUUGUAAAUAUAUAUCUAUGUUUUGCUGUUGCAAUGUUUGCCUUUUUUGUUUGUUAGUAGAAAGUAGUUUGUUGGGAAUAAAAUAACCUGUUUGUAAAUAUAUAUCUAUGUUUUGUGUCCUUCAAUGUUUGACAUAUUUAUUGAUUGCAUUAGUUCACAUCUUUUAUAUUAGUUGACAGUAGU
Molecule: messenger RNA, 2263 nt
Organism: Gadus chalcogrammus (walleye pollock)
Lineage: Eukaryota; Metazoa; Chordata; Actinopteri; Gadiformes; Gadidae
Exons: 3
Coding region: 1-1995 (664 amino acids)
Source: RefSeq, a predicted model, not a curated record